CUUGGGGGAAGGCGGCGCUGGGGCGCGCAGGGAGGCCCGGCGCUCUCCGGGACAGAGUUCCCCGCUGGUACCGACAUUCAAAAGCCAGUUAGAGAUAAAUCAGGGACACAGCCGGCCGUCAUGGCCUCACGGAGGUGUAGGUGGCUCUUGAUUUGGUAAAUGUCUGCAAAACGCUUUCUUUGGAACAACAAAUGUUUCAGUUUUCUGAUCAGGCCACCUUUGUUUCUGUCCCGAACACCGAGGGAGGAAUUCCGUGUGGGAGGGUGGAAUUACACUUUGGAAUUACACUUUAGACCUGAGUAGAAGGGGCAGGAAGGUAAUAAGGAAACGAUUUCAUAGAAUCCUAGGCUGGCUCGGGUUGAAAGGACCUUAAGUCCCACCUCAUUCGACCCCUGCCAACACCUUCCACUAGACCAGGUGGGAUUCCAGGUAAUUUCCCGAGUCCAAGCUGGUUUCUGGGUGCUGCAAACAUAUUUUUUCCCUUUUUGCUGCACUUGAAGAAGUCAGGCAGGAUGCACUGAAGGACUGCAGAGACCCAGCAGAGGCUGAUGCUUCACGUAAUGCCUGGCUGGCCUCGGGAAUUCCAGCUUUCCUUGGGAAUUCCAGCUGGGUUGUUGCUCUCCUUCUCCUGCUCCCUGUUUGGAACGAGGAGCUCUGCCCAGUUGCUGCAUUCCCCCUGAGGAGUUUUUACUGCUUUCAGAGUUUGAAUUCACUUCUGUCUCCUCAGUGUGGGGGUUAAAUUCCCCCUGCCCUGGAAAGGUCAGAGCCUGUGUUCCCUGUGUUUGUUUUUAGAGGCAGCCCGGGGCUCGGCUGGCAUUGGACACUUGCUUGGAUCGCUGCCAGUUCCACAUUUAACUCGGGGCUGUCCUGAGGCAGCACCGAGGCAGCUCCAGCUCAGAGCCACUGCAAGUGAGCCCCUUCCUUUCUCAGGAAGACAGCUGAGAAAGGAAGGCUGAUGGAUUUCACCAGCACUGUCAUCAUCCCGCUGCUCUUCGGCAGCCUGGGGAUCUUCGCGCUCUUCCGGCUGCUGCAGUGGGUGCGCAUGCGAGCCUACCUGCAGGAGGCUGUGGUGGUGAUCACAGGGGCCACCUCUGGCCUGGGGAAAGAAUGUGCCAAAGCUUUCCAUGCAGCUGGCUCCAGGCUGGUGCUCUGUGGCAGAGACAGUGAGAAGCUGAAGGAGCUGGUGCAGGAGCUUUGUGCUGUGAAGAAUCACCGCAAGAACACACACGAGCCUCACACCGUGGUGUUUGACCUGUCAGACACCAAGGCUGUGGUGAAUGCAGCUGAGGAGAUCCUCAAGGCCUCGGGUCACGUGGACAUCCUGAUCAACAACGCUGGCAUCAGCUUCCGAGGCACCAUCGUGGACACAGGACUGCAUGUGGAUAAGAAAGUGAUGGAAACAAAUUACUUCGGACCUAUAGCCCUCACCAAAGCACUUCUCCCCUCCAUGAUCAAGAGGAGACAAGGCCACAUUGUGGCCAUCAGCAGCGUGCAAGGCAAAAUAAGCAUUCCUUUCAGAUCUGCAUAUGCUGCCUCUAAGCAUGCUACCCAGGCCUUCUUUGACUGUCUGCGAGCAGAGGUGGAGCAGUAUGACAUUGAAGUGACAGUUGUGAGCCCUGGGUACAUCCAGACCAACCUGUCCCUCAACGCUGUCACAGCGGACGGAUCUCGCUAUGGAGUUAUGGACAAGACCACGGCCGAGGGACAGACGGCGGCCGAGGUGGCUCAGGUGGUUCUCAAUGCAGUGGGACAGAAGAAGAAGGAAGUGCUUGUGGCUGGCCUGACCCCCUGCCUGGCUGUCUACCUGAGGAACCUCUGCCCCAGGCUUUUCUUCACCUUAAUGGCAUCUAGAGCAAAAAAGGAGAGAAAAGCAAAGGGCUCUUAGAGCUCAGCUGCCCUGAGCCCCUGCAGUUGGCUGGGACAUCACUGGAGGUGCUCCUGCAGGAAAAUCCUUUCUCAAAAAGCUGUUUACCAUUGCAUGGAGACUGGGAAGUGGUUUUCCCCACACUGCUGGAAGACAGCACCUAAACCUCAGCUGGAGAAGGAAGGGUGCUUGGACAAUGGGGGAGAGCUGAGGUGCAGGGGAGGGCUCAGGGGAACACUGCAGCCGGGGAGGCCCCUGCCUGGGAGACUCCUCACCUCACUGCAGCUCAGCUUUACUGGCCUGCUACAAAUAAAACCCACCUGUUCUGCCUUCACACGAGCAGACCUUGGCUGUCCCCACCCCUGUGAAAUACAGUCCUCAGCUGGGAGCUCUCGUGAUCAGUGUCUCAUUCCCACUCCUUCCAGUCUGAUCCAGGACAUGCUGCUUGCAGUGGGAAACUUCACAGCCUCUUCCUGUUAACGUGCCAAGUCAUCUGAUAAAUUAAGCUCAGUCCAAUGCCACUUUUAAAGAAGUAACUGAUGUACAA
Messenger RNA from Haemorhous mexicanus (house finch), 2411 nucleotides. RefSeq names its product dehydrogenase/reductase 7B (gene DHRS7B). The transcript has 7 exons. Gene Ontology annotation, molecular function: oxidoreductase activity. NCBI's taxonomy places the organism in Eukaryota, Metazoa, Chordata, Aves, Passeriformes, Fringillidae. The record is from RefSeq and is a predicted model, not a curated record. Gene Ontology annotation, cellular component: membrane. Bases 956 to 1885 code for a protein of 309 amino acids.